Messenger RNA from Diaporthe batatas, 2065 nucleotides. RefSeq lists its product as uncharacterized. Gene Ontology annotation, biological process: transmembrane transport. Bases 12 to 1952 code for a protein of 646 amino acids. The record is from RefSeq and is a predicted model, not a curated record. Gene Ontology annotation, molecular function: transmembrane transporter activity. Lineage: Eukaryota; Fungi; Ascomycota; Sordariomycetes; Diaporthales; Diaporthaceae. The transcript has 4 exons.
CAGCCCUCCAAAUGCCUUGUUGGUUACAAAAGUCGAAAUUGGCCAAGAGCGUGUACCAGUCAACAUCAGCUUGUGCUUGGCCCUUAUUAAUCAAGCAAAAGGCCGCCCAGGACCGUUGUCCUCCGCCGCGCACCCUUCAUGUUUCUAUGUCUACCGCCGCUUGUACACAUAGUCAUCGCCAGUCGCGCCCUAUGUCACUGAAUAUGUCAGCUAAGGAAGGCUCUCUCAUUACUUCUGUGGACAUGCGCCCCAACUCAGGGAACAAUCAAACAUCUUCGGCUGCACCUUUGGUCUCAGGCAGCGGCGCCGAUGUUGACGCUGACACACAACAGUCUCCCAAGGUUGCCGACGAACGUGAGCCUCAGGAUCACUAUGCGUAUAAUCGGGAUUACAGGUUUUGGUGCAUUAUCAUUGCCCUCUGCACUAUGCAGGUCUUGUGCUCGCUCGAGAACACCGUCGUGGUAACCUCCCUUCCCACCAUUGUCAGAGAGUUGGGCUUAGGAAGCAGCUACAUCUGGGUCACAAAUAUCUUCUUCCUGGCGACAUCUGUUGUGCAGCCACUUACUGGUCAACUCGCCGGCCUCUUCGGUCGCCGCCAUGUUGCACUCGCUGUCGUCGCCUUGUACACCCUCGGCAGUGGUCUCGCCGGUGGAGCCAACGGGUCGGCCAUGUUGAUUGCCGGUCGCGCUGUGCAGGGUGCUGGAAGUGGAGGUAUGACGGCCAUCAUGGGCAUUGUCAUAUCAGAUCUUGUGCCUCUUCGCAUGAGGAGUGCUUACCAGGCCAUUCUCGCCAUGACAUACGCCGUUGGUAUGGCGAUUGGACCCGUCGUUGGCGGCGCCAUCGUUCAAAGUACUACCUGGAGAUGGAUCUUUUACAUCAACCUCCCUGUUGGAGGGAUCUCUAUGUUCCUCCUGUGGUUGUUUCUGCGUGUCAAGUGGGACAGGGAAACAAGUACAUGGGAAAAGCUCAAACGUAUCGACGUCGCGGGCAACUGCCUCUUGGUCGCCUCCACAGUAUCGGUGCUCAUUGCGUUGACCUGGGCCGGUUCCACUUACCCGUGGUCAUCGUUCCGCAUCCUUGUGCCGCUGAUAAUUGGGCUCGUUGAUCUUGUUGGAUUCUUUUUCCUCGAGGGAUCUAAAAGGAUACCUGAACCGGUAAUGCCACUGCGUCUUUUCUCAAACCGUACUUCCGCGAUCAUAUAUGCGAAUACCUUCAUCGUCUCGAUCAUGAACUACUGGAUCUUCUUUUUUUUGCCUCUCUACUUCCAAGCGGUCCAAUUAUCGACGCCGGUCCGUUCAGGCGUACAGAUUCUCCCCAUAACACUGAUUGCCGUUCCCGGUGCUGCCGUCGGAGCGGUAGUUCUGGCCAAAUGGGGAAAGUACAAGCUUCUACACAUUGUUGGCUUUGCCUUGCUCGCGGCUGGGAUCGGCUCCUUUGCCGUGCUUGACAGGGAGUCGAGUACCGCAGAAUGGGUCUGUCUCCAGAUCCUUCCCUCUGUCGGCGCCGGCAUGAUCCUCGACACCCUGUUGCCGGCUUUUCAAGCGGGUGUGGAGGAGGUGGACUCUGCAGCCGCCGCGGCCAGCUGGUCCUUCGUGCGCAGCUUCGGGAAUAUUUGGGGUGUUGCCAUCCCUGGAGCGAUCCUCAGCAUCUACGGUGGCCAGUAUGCCGAUCAAUUGGUCGACGACACCACAGCGCGACAGUCGUUGCAGCAUGGUGACGCGUACUCAAGCGCGACGCGGGAUUUCGUUACAUCAUUCUCGGAGCCAACUCGCAGCCAGAUUAUUGAAGUGUUCACUAGAGCUCUCAGUAAAGUGUUUCUCGUUGGCAUUACAUUUCCUGCGCUGGCGUUCCUCUUGUCAUUUGUCGAACAGGAAGUUGGGCUGCGGACAGAAUUAGAGACAGAGUUUGGGCUUGAGGAUAAAGAGAAGAAAACACCUGCCACAAAAGUUUGAAGACUUUUAGCUUCGGUCAAUCGUGGGAGGGAGCUCGUGUAUUCACAUGCGACUUUACAUACCGAGGUCAACUUGGUGCUGAAAUGUAACACCAGAUUCUGAAUUGGAGAGAA